Microthlaspi erraticum is the source of this 1026-nucleotide messenger RNA. The record is from the annotation of a GenBank genome assembly. Lineage: Eukaryota; Viridiplantae; Streptophyta; Magnoliopsida; Brassicales; Brassicaceae.
AUGGAGCGGCUUGGACUCAUUGAAGGAAUUGUCCCUAGACAAAUUGCAGAUUCGAUGAGGGUUAUGUUUGGACUGAGUCUUAACUAUACAACAUCAUACAAGGCUAUGAAAUUUUCUCAACUAUUUGUGAGGGGAAGUCCAGAAGAUGGAUAUGCGAACGUGCCUUCUUACCUUAGAAGACUCAAGCAAGUAAACCCUGGCACUAUAACACACCUACUGUGUGAUAAGGAGGAUCGUUUCAAGUACUGUUUUGUGGUGUUAGAGGCUUCAACCGUGGGGUUUCAGUAUUUGAGGAGGGUUACUGUGGUUGAUGGUACACACCUUACUGAGAAAUACGGAGGAAUAUUGCUGGUGGCAGCUGGACAAGACGCAAACUUUCAGGUUUUUCCUUUAGCGUAUGAUGUAGUUGUUGAUGCUGAAAAUAAUGAGGCUUGGGGAUGGUUUUUCGAGAAAUUGCAGACUUGUUUUGCUCCUCAUCCCAUGGGAAAUAUGUUACUAUCAUCUUCAACAAAAUAUUAUGAAAAAGGCGCUAAGGAGCUUAUGUAUUUGGUCAAAGGAGCUGCUUAUGCCCACACCCUUGCUGAAUAUAACCGGUGCAUGGACUCACUCAGAGCUGCGCAUCCAGAACUCGCAACGUCAAUGGAGUUGGCUGACCCUAAGCUUUGGUCUAGAGUUAAUUUUCCCGGUGAUAGUUACAACAUCAAGAUGACUCUUGCUGAUGCUGGCGUGCACGUCUCACACUAUACUUGUUCAACGUACUUCAAGGAUUCCUUGUAUGUGACGUAUGCAAACCCUGUAUAUCCUGAAGAGGAAAUUGACAACCAGCCAAAGAGCGAGUGGUGCCGGCCACCAAUCCUGAAGAAUGGGCCUGGUCGUAAGAAGAAAUCAAUAUGGCAGUCAUGGCUGGAAAUGUCAAGGAAGAAAGGCAAGAGAGAUAGGAAGAUGAACAAAGUUUACAGCUGCUCCAAUUGCAAGCAACCAGGACAUACUCGCUCGUACUGCGUGUCCAAGCCUGCUGAGAACUGA